Brachypodium distachyon (stiff brome) is the source of this 1419-nucleotide messenger RNA. RefSeq lists its product as uncharacterized. The transcript has 3 exons. Lineage: Eukaryota; Viridiplantae; Streptophyta; Magnoliopsida; Poales; Poaceae. The record is from RefSeq and is a predicted model, not a curated record. Gene Ontology annotation, molecular function: rRNA N-glycosylase activity. Gene Ontology annotation, biological process: negative regulation of translation. Bases 128 to 1078 code for a protein of 316 amino acids.
CCUUGUCCCUUCCAUUCUCCCUCCCAUCCUCGGAACCAAACCUGCCGCUGCCGUACGUCGGGAGGAGGGGGCCUCCCUCCCGUCGCCGAUCACCUCCUCCAACUCGUGCUGCACAGGUGAAGCAAAUAUGCUACCUUACGCUCCUCUUCAACAGAGUAUGCAGGACGUGCCUGUGAUCGACUUGGUUGUUACAGAAGGGAUCGAUGGUUUGCUGCUAGUGCUUGCUCGUAAGAAACUUCGCGAGUUCCUCAUCUGUCCGGCGGUCAACAAGGGUGUUCCGUUUACACCCCCACCUCACCGUAGCACUGGUCGCCGGAGCUACCAUGUCGUUCGGCUGGUAAAUCCUCAUAAGGAGGGAACCAUCGUGGAGUUGCUCUUCUGCGAUCAGGACCUAUACUUGCUCGCAUUUCGUCGGAAAGUUACAGGGCAGGAUUGGAGCAAGUGGCAUUUUUUUGCCGAGCAAAGGAAGUUGAUGCCGCUUUUCAUCCAGAGUCAAGGGGAUCUUGAAGAAAUGACAAAAGUAACCGUUACACACUCACAAAACACAACCAUCCCUGGUGCCGAAUACAACGUCUUGGAGGACAUUUUCUUUGUCUUGUCAAACCCAAGAUCAGGCGAGGACAGGGUGAAGGAAGCACUGCUGCGUGCUGUCAUUCUUCUUUCCGAGAUGUCCAGAAUCAAAGCAAUAUAUGAUAGCCUUUCUGAGUUGUUGAUCAGUUACAAAGGUGAGGAUGAAGACUCCAGAAUUGAUCCUGCAUUACUGGAGUACAUGAGAUGUUGGGGGAAGCUUUCGGAUUGUGCGAUCGACAAUCGAAAGAAGGUCAGGGCAAGGAGCACGACAUCUGUAGACCCAACACUGCUUGGACAUGUAAACAGGUGUGGCGUCACCGGCAUCGAUCAGGUGAUUGGACCGGCUGGACAGCUUCGUCUCAAUCUGAUCGAUGAGGAAGAAGGUUCGUUCGAGGCAUACCGUGAUGUGCCGUUUCCUGCUGGGUUCCAAGAUCGAUUUCCAUUGCCAGAUGAGGAGGCUGAAAUUCUGGCAGGUUUGGUCGAGGACGUGGUGGGGGGCCAGCAUUAGGAUCAGAAUGCAGUGGCGCGGCGCUAGAUGUGGAUAAUUAGCAGACUGCGAGAGGAGGAAGGCAUGAAGGCUAUCUCAUCUCAUUUUAACUUGAUUAGCUAUGAGUUGGCCUGAGCUACGAGAAGCUAGGUCCAGAUGUUUCCUUUUAAAUGGACGGACGCUAAUUGUUGAACUGCUUUAAUUACUUACUGCCAUCUCAAUUUCGGUCUACAGCAAUUUGAUUAGCUCCUAGAAAUGAGGUUCAGAAACUUCAGAUGUUUCUCUUGAUCGUUUGACUGUACGUAUGACAAAUCAAAUUUCGCAAUGGCGUGAAUGGUUCUUACUACUAGUUACCUUUCCAA